GCCUAUCUUGGCGAGCAACCGGCCUCUUCCGCUUCCUGCUGUGCUGAACACGGCGUGGGUACGAUUCCCUUGUGACCGGGCAUUGCUUCUGCAUGAUCGCCGCUGCGCUUCCAUCGGUGGAGGGAGAGAAAUUGAUCAGGUCGCUGGAGUUCGGAGGGAAAGCGGGUGGCGUGUAGCCAACAGUCUGGGGAGCCUUGGAGCCUCCCGUGGGUUCGAGACAGCAGCCCCUCCCUGAAGUGAAGCUGUUGGCAGGACUUGAGUUCCAAAGUGUAAGCACACCAAAAUGUCUGUUCUGCGGGGAAAAGGAUCAGCCCGUAAAUCCAAACAAAUUGUGAAAACAUCUUUAAACAACCCAUAUAUUCCACAAUGGUGUACACUGCCAGGAGAGGAUAUGCAUUUUGUCUUGCAGGCCUUGGAAGAAGUCAUGAAACAGAUUGGAUUUAAAAAGAUAGAGGAUCGGAAGAGAAUGAAAAGCACCUCCAGAAAAAGGCAAAAAGAGGAAGAGCGUUGCAAUCUUCCGAGCAAAUUUCACGAAGACAAAGAGACUGAUGACCCAAAAGCAUGUGGGUGGUCCGAUGUGCAAAUCAGGAACCAGCUUGCUAUUGGGAUCAAUGAAGUAACUAGAGCUUUAGAAAAAAACGAAUUGUGUCUUGUACUGGUAUGUAAAUCUGCCAAACCUGCCUUGCUAACAUCUCAUCUGAUUCCACUCAGUGCAAGUCGAGCUAUCCCAGCUGGGCAAGUUCCACGUCUCAGCGUAACAUUAGCCCCAGUGCUUGGACUAACAUCUGUGCUGGCCUUGGGGUUUAAAAGAACUGCUGAUGUGUUUGCAAAGGUACUUGAGAUCAUUAUUCCACGAAUUCCUAAUUUAGAUCUGCCAUGGAUGCAGCAUGAAAUUGAACCACUUUUAAUAAACGAUACUAAUGUUAUGACUGUUUCAGCUGCCGAAUUCACUGAUUCUACCCCAGUAGGGAGCUCUUUUAGUCACAAGCGGAAAUUAGCAGAUAACAGACCACUUGCUUCCCCUACCAUAGCUCUGCAGACACUGAAAGUUAAAAAUGUAGUUCCCAAUCCAAAAAAAUGCCGCAAGCUUCCCAAAACUAAAAAACGUAUUUCAAAGCAACAUUGAGAUUUCUUCCCUACAUUUUUGAUUUCCAUCUGCCUAAGUUAUGUAUAAUAAUGUCAUAUCACUGAAUAAAAGCAUU
This is a messenger RNA of Protobothrops mucrosquamatus (brown spotted pit viper), 1202 nucleotides long. RefSeq names its product ribonuclease P/MRP subunit p38 (gene RPP38). Bases 284 to 1126 code for a protein of 280 amino acids. Gene Ontology annotation, biological process: tRNA 5'-leader removal. Gene Ontology annotation, molecular function: ribonuclease P RNA binding; ribonuclease P activity. Gene Ontology annotation, cellular component: ribonuclease MRP complex; nucleolar ribonuclease P complex; fibrillar center. The transcript has 2 exons. The record is from RefSeq and is a predicted model, not a curated record. NCBI's taxonomy places the organism in Eukaryota, Metazoa, Chordata, Lepidosauria, Squamata, Viperidae.